Lampris incognitus (smalleye Pacific opah) is the source of this 792-nucleotide messenger RNA. RefSeq names its product complement C1q-like protein 3. The transcript is spliced from 2 exons. NCBI's taxonomy places the organism in Eukaryota, Metazoa, Chordata, Actinopteri, Lampriformes, Lampridae. The record is from RefSeq and is a predicted model, not a curated record. The coding region runs from base 1 to 792 and encodes 263 amino acids. Gene Ontology annotation, molecular function: protein binding.
AUGAUGGCGGCCGGUGUUGGCGCGGCGCUGGCGCUGCUGCUGCUGGUUCUGGUCCCGGUCCUGGUCAGCUCCGCCGGCGGCCCGGCCCGCUACGAGAUGCUCGGAGCCUGUCAGAUGGUUUGCGACUCCCACGGGACCACGGCCACCUCGAAGACGAGCAACACCAUCAAGGACAGCCGCUUGGUGCAGUCCUUGCCCACGCUGAUCCAGGGUCCCAAAGGGGAGCCGGGGCGCACGGGUCGAACGGGUCCAAAGGGCUCGAGCGGUCAGCCGGGGCCACCCGGACCCGCUGGUCCCCAGGGUGAGAGAGGAGAAGCGGGCCCUAAGGGUUUACCCGGACCGCCCGGAGCCAGCGGCCCCGCCGGUGCCAUCAGCGCGGCCACCUACAACACCGUCCCAAAGAUCGCGUUUUACGCGGGGCUGAAAAAGCAACACGAGGGUUACGAAGUGCUGAAAUUCGACGACGUGGUGACCAACCUGGGGAACCACUAUGACCCGUCCACAGGGAAAUUCACCUGCUCCAUACCGGGGAUUUACUUUUUUAUCUACCAUGUGCUGAUGCGCGGCGGGGACGGCACAAGUAUGUGGGCUGAUCUUUGUAAAAACAACCAGGUCAGAGCCAGCGCUAUUGCGCAGGACGCCGACCAAAACUACGACUACGCCAGUAACAGCGUGGUCCUCCAUCUGGAGCCUGGAGACGAGAUUUACAUCAAGUUGGACGGCGGCAAGGCGCACGGAGGGAACAACAACAAGUACAGCACGUUUUCCGGCUUCAUGGUGUACGCCGACUGA